AUGAACUCAGCCUCCCCUCAGAAUGUUGAAGGCCUCCAUUUCUGCUAUGAGAAUGUGAAUGACUCCUGCAUCAAGUUCAUUAGAUCAACCAGUUCCCAGUGUGCAUUGUACAUUAUUUGCAUAUCUGCUGUGCUGAUUACAAUUCUGGGGAACUUAAUGGUCGUGAUCUCAGUGGCUCACUUCAGAGUACUCCAUUCUCCCACAAAUAUUUUAGUGCUGUCCCUUGCUGCUGUUGAUUUUCUCUUAGGAGUGUUAAUUUUACCAUUCAGUACUAUAAGAUCAAUUGAGACAUGCUGGUACUUUGGAGAUGAUUUCUGUAGACUGCACACAUGCCUAGAUUCAAUUAUUUGUUUAGUAUCAAUUUUUCACCUUUGCUUCAUUUCAGUUGAUCGGUACUAUGCAAUCUGUGACCCUUUGCAUUACAAAACAAAAGUUACCAUUUCAGUCGUGUGCAUUUCAAUAGUUACUUCUUGGAUAUUUUCAGUUGUAUAUUCAUCAGUAUGGCUGUAUUCAGACAUACUUGAGGGACAUAUUAGCCACAUUAUGCUUAAAACCUAUUGCACGGGUAGUUGUCAACUAGUAGUUAAUAAAAUAUGGGGAUGGAUAUUCUUUCCUGUGUUCUUCAUCCCUUGUUCCAUUAUGAUUCUCCUUUAUGUGAAAAUAUAUUUUGUUGCACAAAAACAAAAUAGGAUAAUAGAAGCUACACUUAGCUCAGAUCAGAAAGGAUUUCAAUUAAGAGCUUCAAAAAGAGAGAGAAAGGCAGCAAAAACUCUUGGAAUAGCGGUUGGUGUCUACCUAAUUUGCUGGUUGCCAUUUAUGUUUGACACUAUCAUAGACCCAUUUUUACCAUCUAGUACGCCACAACUUUUAUAUGAUGUCCUGUUCUGGUUUCCGUAUUUUAACUCUGCAUGCAACCCUUUGAUUUAUGGAUUCUUCUAUCCUUGGUUUAGGAAGUCUUUAAAACUUAUAGCUACAUGCAAAAUAUUCUACUCAGCAUCAUCAGCAAUAAACUUAUAUCAGGAAUAA
Molecule: messenger RNA, 1026 nt
Organism: Protopterus annectens (West African lungfish)
Lineage: Eukaryota; Metazoa; Chordata; Ceratodontiformes; Protopteridae
Product: trace amine-associated receptor 5-like
Exons: 1
Coding region: 1-1026 (341 amino acids)
Biological process (GO): G protein-coupled receptor signaling pathway
Cellular component (GO): membrane
Molecular function (GO): trace-amine receptor activity
Source: RefSeq, a predicted model, not a curated record